UUAUUAGUAUCCCUUAUUUAAAGUAUUAUUUUGAUAAAUUUUUAACACGAUUAUUUAUCUUGUCAUUGUUUAAAACUCACUUAAAAAAAAAAAAAACUGGAAGAACAGUAAAAGAUUAAGAAAGUAAAUAAUUUAAUUUAUAUUGUCCCAUGAAAAUAUCUGUUGGUAUUAUGUAUUUAUUUAUCUAAAAUGAAGUAUGCCCUAAACUCUAAGACAAUGUCAGUGAGAUGUUUGUGCAAUUUUAAUGACAUAAGACAGAAACAAAGAAAGAUAUAUUUAGAUCUUGGACCAAUUUAAAAUUCAGUAUUCAGUAAUACUAACAAAUAUGAUGGCGAAGAAAAACUUGAACAUUGAUACAUUUUAUGGCAUACAACUUUUAUAUAAGAGUGAUAACUACAUCAUCUUUCUCAAAUCUAGUCAAAAUAAUUAUACUGAAACAUUCCUUCGUUUAAGUAGUUUUUACAUACACCAUAAUGUCUGUAAUUGAUAUAUUUAUUCAUGAGGUUACACAUAUUCAUACACAAGUAUAAUUUAUUAAAUUGAUUAUAUGAUUUAUUGAUAAAAUGUUGAUAUUUUUUUUUUAACUGGCAAUGCGCACAAUUUUCUUUAUUAUACAAAAAAACAAGAAGGUUUAAAAAGGAAUCUUGAACAUGUGUUACAUGUUUAUAAUGUUUAUACAGAUUUAAAACUUGCACAUAUAUGCAUACAUACACGAUAAAAGAGUUACAUUUGUUAAGUAAGAAAAUUUAUUAUAAUAUUUUGCAAAAAAAAAGAAAAAAAAAAGAAUCACUAUACAUAAAUAUAAUACUGUUAGCUUGAUAUUGUGAUAUAAUUAUUAUGGUGCGCAAAUAUACUUCAACUUAGUGUAACAUAAAUCAAGCUAUAAAAUACUGAUGUAGAUCAUAGUUAAUUGUUCCUGCAUCUACUACAGUUGUAUAUUUAUUGUACAUACAAUAUUUUAAAAUUAAGAUUAAAAUUACAUACAUAUUAUAUAAAUACAUAUUGUCAUUAAUAAAACGAAAUGACUGAUUACCAUACCAUCUGAGAUCUUUUUGUACAGAAAGCUAUUGAAUACUUAUUAAAAAUAAAAAAAUUUAAUUGUUCCCAAAAAUGUAAAUUUUCUUAGAUAUGCAUAGACAAAACAUCUGACUUCAGGAAAACAAGAAUAGUCCCACUUGAAGUAUAAAAUUAUUCACUCCGUGAAACAUGAAAUUCACGUUGAACCUAUACAGUUUUUGUAUUUCUUUUAACAUUAAUAAUUUAGACAAUUAGUUCGGGAAUAAUGUUUACAAAUGUCUCAACAGAAAAGUAAAAAAUUUUGAAAUGUAUGACUGCUUCAACAUGGCAUAUCAAGAUAAAACAAAUGCCUUGCAGUUGAACAUUAAAGUAAAUAGUGAAAACUUAAUACCAAUUUCACAAAGAUACAAUGCAGGAUCGUUGCGGAUACCAGCUGAUCCUUCCUGGCCGAAAAUACCACAGAGAAAAUUAGCUGAUGAUGUUAACGAUACCAUUGAACCUCCAUGUAUAAUCACUUUUACUGGGACACCUAGAAAGAGCCGCACUGUGGUUCAAACACCACUAAAUCAGUCACCUAAAUCUACAAUAACCAGAGAUAGUGCAUAUUCAUCCUUUCAUUGCCAAAGAGUUACCUCAAGUAUGCACACUUUAAAACGACAGCCUGGUUUCGUUGAUCCUCGUUUUAAAAAAGUAACCAAUACUAAAAGGAAUCACGUUACAUCAACUGAAUCAUUAGAGAAGAAAACGAACCAUUCUGACCUCACUAACUCUAUAGAACCUUUGCAUAAUGGAGAAUUAGUGGAGACAGUACCUGAGAGGGACAUUAAUGUGCAACAAAUGAAAAUACAGGAAACGGCAAACUCUCGCGGAACAGAAAAAGCUGAAGAGAUUAAGACAGAAACGUUUCAUAAAAGUAAUUGCGUUCAGAAUUCCAAGGAAGAUAACAUAGUUAAUAUCAAUAAAGAAACAAUUUUAGAACAAAAGAGUUGUGUAGAUAGUUCAGAAUUUAAAAAUUUGACUAACACUUCAAGAUCAACAAUGAAUGAUGUAAAAACACAGGUGGAUGUAAAUCCAUUACCAAUGCAAGAAAAUAAUGGACAGUUAUUUUAUGUGUUAGACAAGAAACUUCAACCGCAUCCCUUAAAUGCGAUACACGUUGAUACGAUCACAUUACCUCAAGAAUAUCUAAAACAAUGUUACAAUUUACAAGUUCCAGUUCUAACUUAUCAAAACAUACCGUUGCAAAUACCUACUAUAGGAACAAGUAAUAUUCUGCAACCGUGUUUGAGUAAUUUAGAAGAAAGAAACCAAACUGAAACUGUAUCUUUAAUAAAAAAAGAAGCAGAACAAUCUUUGCAUUCCUCUAACACAGAAUCCUUGAAACACAUAAUUCCAGACCAAAUGCAAAAUAUGAAUACACCUCUCAGUAAUGGUAGUAAUUAUCCUGAAAAUGUAUUUCCAGAUGCUGGAAAUAAAACUACCGAAGAGAAAAAUGUCUGUGCCAUUGAGAAGGAAAACAAAUUAAAAGUACAAAAUACAGUACCUGAUAGAAGUAGAGAAAACUGUUUAAAACUAAAUGGUAGCAUUACCAAUAUUUCAGUGAAUCCAAAUAUACCCGAAAAAUUAGAAAACACGCGAUCUCAGCGAAAACAACAAGAAUCUAGCGAUUCCGAGUACUAUGUUCCCAGUAUUGUUAAAAGAAAUAUACAUAAUAAUAUUUUUCAAAAUACAAAGAAAACUGUAUGCAUCACUAGUGGCGAAGAAACGACAGAUUCAGAAUUUAUUCCAAAAAAAAGUAUCCAGAGGAAGGAGUUUAAUGGUAUCAGUAAAUCUACAAUAAAAACUAACAGGAUUAACAUGGACUGUGAUCAAAGGAAUGUCAUAUUAACUGAAAAAAAUCAUCCUCAGUCAGUGCCUCGUUCAAAAGAACAUAAACCAUCUAUGUAUCAAGUAGCAGCAAGAAAUAAAUCUGAACAAAAUUUGUCUUGCAUAAAAAAUGAUUGUACAAAAAAGCUCUGCCGGAGUUCCGAACCGCAUAUCACUUUUAAACAAAAAAAGGCAUCAGCAAAAUUUUCUAGAAAAGCAAAAUCUUAUUUUCAAAAGAAUUCUCACUCUGCAUUGGUAGAUUCCGACUAUACUUUAGUGUGGCCUAAUUGUCAAUAUAAUAAACAUAAAUGUAGCCAAAUGAACAUUCGCAAAUUUAAUAAUCACAGGAUGAGAAAGAUUGGUCUUCAUUCUAAUGUCAAGUUACCCAUACAUGAGAAGAAUGGAAAUGCACAAAUCGAAAGUAAUUUAAAUUUGAACGAGCAAAGUUAUUUGCAAAAUGUUGAUGGGAUUGAUUCAGGUCAGGAAGUGAUCAAGAGUCUAUCAAAAACAGGCUUAAAAAAUAAUAAAUGUAAAUGUGAAAUUUCUCCUAGAUCAAAUGGUACAAUUGAAAGUCCAAAAGGCAUUUCUCCUAAAACCCAAGAAUUAUUGAAUAAAAGUUAUUGGGAGUAUUAUAACAGAUUAAGACACAAAAUAAAAAAUACAGGGAGCGUGGAGCAACAUCUCUAUCAACUAACAAUAGAUGGACCAAAAACUAAGAAGGGAGAAGCAGAUGAAACAUAUGAUAAAGAAUUACGAAAUCAAUUAAAACUGAAUCCAGAACUUCAAACACUACAACACUGUACAGCUCUUUCUAGCAUGAUCAAUAAAGCACUAGAUUCAAAUCAUCAAUCAGAUAUUAUGGAGACAACCCAGUUACAUUGUAAUGGAAACAUGAAAUCAUUGUCAGACCCUGUGGCUAAUACUCACAGUGUUGGUGCAAAUAAUAUGAUGUCAAAUUUUAUUAACGAUGAACCCUUACUUAAUAAACUGAGAUCUAAACAAACUAAAGAAAAUGACAAGCAAUUUCUAGAACUUAAAUCUAUCAUUUUUUUUGGUGGUAUGAUGUACAUCUUAAUAAUAUUCCUACCAAUGUUGUACGAAUAUUUUUAUCACGAAGAAUACGACGAUUACGAAAAUUUAGGUUAUCUGGAAUUUAUUGUGGAUUAUGUGUUAUCAUCAUUUAACGAAGCAUUUGGUGGUAUUUUCGCUGGUGUAAAACAAAUUUUUUUCUAUCCACAUGCAUGUAAGAAAUGCAACAAUAUCGCAUAAAUUAACGACGAGCGCACACCAUGUACGAGCUUCAAAAUGUUUUACUAUGGUUUGUUCUUUAUUGAUUGAUAUUUGUUUUGUAACAGACAAGUAUUUUUGUAAUUGAUUCUGCAUUCUCGCAUAUUUGUAUACUAUAUGGGUGUUUACAAUUAAAACUUUAUUCGAGGA
Hylaeus anthracinus is the source of this 4320-nucleotide messenger RNA. RefSeq lists its product as uncharacterized. Lineage: Eukaryota; Metazoa; Arthropoda; Insecta; Hymenoptera; Colletidae. The record is from RefSeq and is a predicted model, not a curated record. The coding region runs from base 1324 to 4152 and encodes 942 amino acids. The transcript has 11 exons.